AUGCGCAACGGUAUGCUGCCUCCUCCCGCUGCCGGGGAAAUCACACUGACCUUCCAGUGUCGAACUCGCCAUGUAAAAUGCGACGAAGGGCGGCCGACAUGCUUGAUGUGCGCAUACUUCGGCCUGGAAUGCGCUGGGUAUAAGAAGGAUAUCUUCUUCGAAUCGAAGAACCCCGCCAGCAGGAUCCGAUUUCGCCGGCCAUUGUUGACGGAGGAAGAACGGAAGCGCAUGAGCCAGUGGCUGAUCACAUCGGCGCCGCCCAAGUCAACACAUCGACUAUUACUGCAAAUAGACGAGCAGAGCGAAUCUGCGUCUCCAUUAGAGAAUGUUGAGGUUUCACAUGGGCCGUUCGGCGUGUUCAGGGUGCAGCCUUCUCGAAAUGCGCAGAUUGCCACUCCGCCGCCUCUUGACCAGCAUCCUAUAGCCGACGAGUCCGAGGAUACAACAAACAGCGGCCCUCCACAGGAUGUCACUCACAUGAUAGAUUCGUUCUCGGUGGCCCCAGGAAUGUCCCAAUGGUCUCCAGGAUUUAUGGAAUCCCUUCUUGAACAGCCAGACCACGAUCUCAGCUCUACUUCACCCGACCUUUUAGACCUGAUAAUGGAUCAAGCUCCAUUGGAGGAUACUUCAAUCACACCGCAACCCUACCAACUAACCUCAACAAUACCAGAGACCCUUUGCAACCCUUCCAUCACUACUACUUCCAUCACCCCUGCUCCGGGAGGAAGUAGAGCUCUACCACAAGACGCAGUAUUUCUGCUAAAACACUACUCCUCCACUGUGAUAAGUCUAAUGACUCCCGUGAGACACAAGAAGACUCCAUGGCACGUCUUAUUCAUUCCCCAUGCCAAGGACUGUCUCGCCGCCCUCGCAAUGGGUGAAGAAUUGAACCAUGCCAGCCUAUGCGCAUUUUAUGGCACACUAGCAAUCAGUGCAUUCAGCCUGGGUGGCGUCUCCCGAUCCCAAUUUUGGCUAGAUCAGGGCCGACUCUAUCUCCGCCAAGCUCAAGACCAUACCAGACUGAUGCUCAUGACCGCCUACAAUAUCCCCAAAUUAGCCAAAUACAAGUCGACAUUGAUGGCCAUACUGACCAUGGUCCAAUUAUCCAACUUCUGCGGCAAUCGCAAUGAGGCAGAAGGGUACUUCCUGGAAGCAGAGAAAUUCAUCCGCAUGAAAGGAUUGAAGCGCAGGAAAUCACGCAAGGUUCGACUGCUGCAUCAUUGCUAUGUUUUCGAACGCAUGUUUCACGAGAGUAUCUUCAUUUGCGGCGAAAACUCGAAUCAGCGCCGUAAUGUGCGUCGCGCUAUUGAAUCUAGUGGUCUUGCCCCGGCUAGUGUUGAUGGGCUAUCUUUCCGUCUAUACAAGUGGAAGAAUCUCCACCAAGAGAUGCUGCGUGUUCGGGAUCGGGAAGAAGGAGAGAAUGAUCUUCAUCUGGAGCGACCGGGUCUCUUCUCGGCAACCCUUUAUCCGGAGAUCUUUGGGAUUCCCGAGACAUGGAUGAUUCUCUUGUCAUUGAUUAUCCGACUCGGCACCGAGAAGGAUGCCUCAGAGCAACAACGCACCCCGAACGGUCUCAACCUGAAAGAUUUUAUCAGCCGCGCAAAGAGUUUGGAAGAGUACAUCAAUCGGCUGGAACGACCAAGCCAGGCUUCAUUUGGACUUGGAACCCAUCAAUCCUCGGUUGACCAACAUAUCUUGGAGAAUAUGCUCGAGGCCAUGCGCCAGGCUCUGGCUAUCUACUUCUACCGGCGGAUCUACGACAUCGACGCGUCGAUGCUACAAGAGAAGGUGACGGGAGUUCGAGACUGUCUGCUUCAGUGUGAAUAUGCCGACUCGAGUGUUGUUCAUGGUUCAGCCGGUUUUAUCUGGCCUGCUUUUAUUGCGGCUUGCGAGGCCGAGGAUCCGAAGGUGCAGGAGUCGUUUUCGACUUGGUUUGAGAUGUCGUCUCAGCGGAGUGGACUGUCUUGUUUUGGACAAACACUGGCUUCUAUUGAGAAGAUUUGGCAGGAGAAGAGGGAUGGAAAUGGGAGUAGUGUUACUUGGGUGGAUUUGAUGAAGCGGACGGCUUCUUUACAGCAUGGAGUAUGA
This is a messenger RNA of Penicillium argentinense, 2088 nucleotides long. Its product is annotated as Zn(II)2Cys6 transcription factor. Gene Ontology annotation, cellular component: nucleus. NCBI's taxonomy places the organism in Eukaryota, Fungi, Ascomycota, Eurotiomycetes, Eurotiales, Aspergillaceae. Bases 1 to 2088 code for a protein of 695 amino acids. The transcript has a single exon. Gene Ontology annotation, biological process: positive regulation of transcription by RNA polymerase II. The record is from RefSeq and is a predicted model, not a curated record. Gene Ontology annotation, molecular function: transcription cis-regulatory region binding; zinc ion binding; DNA-binding transcription factor activity, RNA polymerase II-specific.